AUGCGACGUCCAACAGCUGUCGAGUUGGCCUCUCUAUUUCUCUUGUUGUUAGUAUUGACACUAAUAACAACACCAUUCGUGCACACACAGUCGUGCCCACAUACAGCCGCUGGUCUCAUCAACUUUUCAACACUCUCUGGUUGGAAUGUGGCUGGUUCUGAUAUUGUCAUUUCAUCGGGACAAAAUGUGUUGGUUGAUCAAACAAGCUCAGCAGUGUUACGUUCCAUCGUUGUUCAAAAUAAUGCCAAGCUUAUAUUCUCCGAUUUGAAUUUAAAUUUAAAUAUUGAAUAUAUUCGAGUCGAUAAUGGUGGAAGCUUUAUUAUGGGAGAUGAAACAUGUCCACUCCAAAAUAAGAUUGUCGUGACAUUUUAUGGAGCUCGCACCACGAGCAAUGUCAUUGGUUCAGAUCCUGCUGAUAAUACAGAAACUGGUUACAAGGGAAUGGUAUUCAUGACUGGAUCUAGUGUCAAAAUUCAUGGUCGAGUCUACACUCCUACUUGGACUGUGUUACAAUCGACUGCUCAAAAAGGAACAACGACCAUUACUGUGAAUCAAUCGACUCAAUGGAAAGUUGGAGAUAAACUUGUCAUUGCCAACACUGACUUUUCUGAUUUGUAUCAUUGGAAUGAUAAUGUUCCAGAUUCUCUCAAAUGGAAACAAGGUUUCAGAUUUUUAGAUCAAAAUGAAGUGAGAACGAUCGUUCAAGUUGUGAAUUCUCAAACUUUUGUGUUAAAUGCUCCAUUGAAUUAUACUCACUUUGCUGAGGGUGAUAUACGUGCUGAAGUAGGAGUUUUAAAUCGAAAUAUUAUAUUCCAAGGAGAUGCCUCGAGUGAAAGUAGUCAAUUUGGAGGACAUAUCAUGUUUAGACCUGGACUUGUGAUGCAAAUUAGAGGUGUGGAAAUUACUAAAAUGGGUAAUGCAGGUAUUUUGGGAAGAUAUCCCAUGCACUUCCAUGUGUUUGGAGAACAUGCAUUCAAGAUGGGAAGCGCUAAUUUUUAUUUGAAAGAUUCUUCCAUUCAUGACACUUAUCAGAGAUGUGUCGUGGUUCAUGACACCAAUGGAGUGACGAUUGAAGGUAAUAUUUGUUGGAAUACGAAGGGACAUCAAUAUUUCCUUGAGGAUGGUGUUGAAAUGGGAAAUACUUUCAAACGUAAUUUGGGAAUUAAUCCAAUUCCAGUAGCUUCAGAAGACUCGUAUCAAUUAAUCAAAUCUGAUUCUGAACCUGCAGUUUUUUGGAUUACUAAUCCAAAUAAUACUUGGAUUCAAAAUGCAGCAGUUGGAGGUAAAUGGAGUUAUUGGUUCACCAUGCCAAAAGAUGCCACUGGUGUUUCUUCUGCCAAAUAUGGAAAAGACAAUUAUUACAUUCGUCCAAGAAAUCAACCAUUGGGUCUAUUUUCAGACAAUGUUGGUCACAGCUGUGGUAGAAACAGUCUUCAUAUUGAUGACAUGGUCAAGCCAGACACCACGACUGAAAUGGCCUCUUACGUUCCCGUUCAGGGACCUUACGAAUAUCCUGCAGGAGUAUGGUAUCCAGCAGUUUAUGUGAAUGCACUCUUCUCGAACUAUAUUUCUUACAAGAAUAGAGGUUAUGGAGUUUGGAGUCGAUCUGGUCAUUUGAAAUUCAGUAACAUGCGUCUCUAUGAUAACAUGAACGGAAUGAAUGCUCCUCCCUCUGGUCCUGUACUUGUGGAAAAUAGUUUAAUUGUCGGAGAGACCAAUAAUGUUGGAGAAAUUUUCUCGACACGAAGUAGUGUCGAUGUGGGAGGUCGUUCGAGGCCUGGACUUUGGGAAGCGAAAGAAGUGAUCAAAGGAUUUGAACAUUAUGAUAAUGGAGGUCCACAAAUUGUGUCCAAUGUGACAUUUAGAAAUUUCCAAACCAAUAGUUAUAGACCUGCAGGUGCAUUAUCUGGUUUAUCAUUCGGUCCUUUCAAACAUCAAACAAGAAAUAGAUUGAUCGAUCUCAAAUUUGAAAAUGCCAAUGUUUAUUAUCAACUCCCAUCCUUCUAUGACAAUCACAAAGGUUCUGCCAUUGCAGACAUUGACGGUUCAUCCACAGGUUACAAAGCAGGUGGUUGGAUUGUUUCCAAUGACUCUCUGGUUUCAUUUGGUGCAUGUGAAGGUCAAACCUCAUGGAAUGGUUACAAGUGUCCAGCAUUCCCUGAAAGUUAUGGACAAUUAAUUGUGAACAACAAUGUUUUUACAACAAGUUCCAAUCAGGGAGCUAAUGGUGUCAAUUAUCCUGACUUGUCAGAUCCUUCCAAACGUGUUCCUAGAAUGAAAGUCAUUGAUUUGACAAGAAAUAAGGACAGUGAAGUGAUUGGAGCUGUUUUGAGUUCAUCUUCAAGUUUGUCUCUUUAUAGUAAUGUUAUUAUGAGAAAUUUCUAUACAUUGCGUUGGUCAUUUAACACUCCAACUCCAAGUGAUUUGAGUAUUGAAUUGAAUUCUAAUGCACAUAGCGAUUGGAUUAUUUUGUCCAUUCAAUAUCCUACGACUGCAACACUUCAAGUCAAUUCAUUGACAUGGGGUACCAAUUCCAAACCUUUGACAGCUGGCAGUUCCAUUCAACAAGUCAUGGAUUCCUAUGAUGGAAGUGUUUAUUAUUAUGACUCGAAUACUCAACACUUGUACAUCAAACUCAUUAACAGAGCUGGUAAUAAUGCCUAUGAAGAAUAUUAUGGUUUUGUCGAUUACAGUUAUGAUGGUCGAUCCAUUCGAAUUAUUGCCACAUGUCCAAAUAAUGCAUGUGCUCCUUCGAAAUUCGAUCUUCCUACAGAUGCACCCAACAUGUUGAAACGUUAUUCGAGAGAUGAAAGAUAUGCUGGAGUGUUGCAAACAUGUCAACAAAAUCCAACUGUGAAUUCUCCUGGAAAUGGUUAUGUUUUUGCAAUGGUCAAUACUUUGACAAGAACGAUUGAUUUUAGUGUUUAUCAUGAUUUGACAAAAAUUGCUACCAAGAUUGAAGUGGGUAUUGGUCAACCAGGAAAUGAACAACGAAUCUUACAACGAGAUUUCAAGAUUAGUCCAUAUUCCAUUUCUCGUUUCACAUAUUCUUAUUCCUAUGAUGAAUAUACUUCAUUAGUGAAAGGUGAAAUGUUUGUCAAGCUUUCUACAUCCAUCAAUCCAAAUGGACAUUUAAGAGCUCAACUCUAUUGUAACAAUGGAAAGAAGAAUAAUGCUCCAACAUGUUCUCUUCCUCCUUCGAUUCCAAAAGCUCAACCUUGUGACGUUGUGAAUGAUUCAAUUUCAAUAUUUUCUGAAUCGAGUGACAUUACUGGAUGGCCUCAUUGGGCAAUGUUCAAUUGGACAAGUAACGUGGAUACAAAACCAACCUAUUUCAAUUAUCAAUAUUCAGCAUCUCCAAUUUGUGGAAAGACUUCAUUAUUGUUUGGAUCACAAAGAGGUGGAUUACAAAUUUACAAAUUUUCAGCUGCUCAAAGUCCAUUCCCAUCUGUCGAUACGAGUGUUUACAAAUAUUUUGAAUUUUAUGCAAGAGCAUUGAGUGGAGGACCAUUGAGUUUGUCAGUUUCAUUUUCAGAAAAUAAGAAUUCACAAACGACUCAAAUUGGACAAACUUCAACAUCGACGACACAACAAGUUCAACAUUUUGUUAUUGAUGAUACUCGUGCCACACGUGUGAGAAUUCCAUUGGCAUCUCUUGGUAUUCAAGGAACAUUUAAUCUUCAAGUUAUUACGUUUGGAAUUGAUCAAGAUUGGGCAACUGCAAAAUUCAGAGAGGUUAUUCUUGAUAAUUUGAGAUUUGUGAAAGAUGCAAAUGAUGAAUCCGUAUCGAGUGGAUUGACUUCAGCAAAUAUUGCCUAUUUUGGACCUGUUUGUUCUGGACAAACAACAUUGGCGAAUCCAGAUGCAGAUCCAAUGUCUGUUACAACAACAAUCAUCCCAGAGGUUCCACCAGCCUCAUCUUCCACAAAGAAUGGCCCUCCUAGAACAAGUGUGAAUCAAGCAACAACAACCAUGUUCAGAUUGGAUUUCGCAAUGAUUGUUGUGCUGAUGUUGGUGAGUGUGAUCAUGCAUCUCAUUCAAUAG
This is a messenger RNA of Naegleria lovaniensis, 4044 nucleotides long. RefSeq lists its product as uncharacterized. The record is from RefSeq and is a predicted model, not a curated record. Bases 1 to 4044 code for a protein of 1347 amino acids. NCBI's taxonomy places the organism in Eukaryota, Heterolobosea, Eutetramitea, Acrasida, Naegleriidae. The transcript has 6 exons.